Molecule: messenger RNA, 950 nt
Organism: Oncorhynchus keta (chum salmon)
Lineage: Eukaryota; Metazoa; Chordata; Actinopteri; Salmoniformes; Salmonidae
Exons: 2
Coding region: 150-695 (181 amino acids)
Source: RefSeq, a predicted model, not a curated record
AAGGUGCGGACUCCGGCCGCAAAACCUUGACCUAUAGGGGAGGGUCUGGGUGGGCGUCUGUCCGCGGUGGCGGUUCUGGCGCGGGACGCGGACCCCACUUCACCAUUGUUUUAGUCCGCCUCAUUUUCCGCCUCCGUGGCUUUCUCACCAUGGCAACCCCUCUCAAUGACCCCACUGGACAGAGGGGCAGCUCGGGACAGAGGGGCAGAAGCUCUGGACAGAGGGGCAGGGGCUCUGGCGCCUCUGGGCUGAGGGGCUCUGGCGCCUCUGGGCUGAGGGGCUCUGGCGCCUCUGGGCUGAGGGGCUCCGGCAGCGGCGCCGGACAGGCGGGAGGCUCCGGCAGCGGCGCCGGACAGGCGGGAGGCUCCGGCAGCGGCGCCGGACAGGCGGGAGGCUCCGGCAGUGGCGCCGGACAGGCGGGAGGCUCCGGCAGCGGCGCCGGACAGGCGGGAGGCUCCGGCAGCGGCGCCGGACAGGCGGGAGGCUCCGGACAGGCGGGAGGCUCCAGCAGCGGCGCCGGACAGGCGGGAGGCUCCGGCAGCGGCGCCGGACAGGCGGGAGGCUCCGGCAACGGCGCCGGACAGGCGGGAGCACCUGCAGGGAGGAGACUGAGAGACAGCCUGGUGCGUGGAGCUGCCACAGGAACUACCAGGCUGGGGAGACUUUCAGGAGGCUUGAUGUUAGGAGGAGCCUGAAAGAUCGGGCUGUGGGGGAGCACUGGAGCUCUGGUGCGCAACCUUGGCACCACUUCCCCAGGCUGGACAACUACUCGAGCCCGGACCCUCCAGAGUGCAGGCACAGGUUGAACCGGGCUGUGGGUAAGCACGGGAGAUCUAGUGCUUACUACACGCACCUCUCCCCUAGGCUCCACUCCCACAGUUGCCCGGUACGAGCGGAGCGCAGGCAGAGGACGCACUGCACCCUCCCAGCGCCCGGAGACACAGCACGCA